UUUUCAUGCGCAAAGAACUUUAUUAAAAGUAAAAGCUUGAGGCGAAACUAUAAAAAAUAAACUUGUUGUAUUAAUUUUGCGCGUAAGAGUAGUAUGAGUAUGAGUGAUUAUUCUGCAUGACGUCAAGUUGAUCAGUUUAUUUUUGAAGGUUACUUAAUUUUUAUAUUUUGACAGUAUUUAUCAUUGAUACUUAUAUAAAAAUGUCAAACUUAGUGUAGUUAUAUUGAGCUCAAACAUUAACGCAGAUCUUGUACAUCGUGGAGUAUACACCCGAGUAAUAUAAUAAUAAUUAUUUAAAACCAUGGCCACAGGAACAAUAUUACAGAAAGCGAUUGAUUUGGUGACAAAAGCCACUGAGGAAGACAGGAAUAAAAAUUACGACGAAGCUCUCAAGUAUUACGAGCAUGCUGUUGAAUAUUUUCUUCAUUCGAUUAAAUAUGAAGCACAAGGUGAAAGAGCGAAAGAGAGUAUUCGCCAGAAAUGCCAGCAGUAUCUCGACAGAGCUGAAAAGCUAAAGGCAUACUUGAAGAAAGGAAAGAAGAAACCAGUUGCUGCUGGGGAUGAAGGAACUAAGGAGGAGAAAAAAAGUGACAGUGGAGAUAGUGACACUGACAGUGAUCCUGAAAAGAAGAAAUUACAAUCACGUCUUGAGGGAGCUAUUAUUAUCGAGCGACCCAAUGUUAAGUGGAGUGAUGUAGCUGGAUUAGAUCUCGCUAAAGAAGCGCUUAAGGAAGCUGUUAUUUUGCCUAUUAAAUUUCCACAUCUUUUUACUGGUAAACGGAUACCUUGGAAGGGUAUUCUUCUCUUUGGUCCUCCAGGUACUGGUAAAUCAUAUUUAGCUAAAGCAGUAGCAACUGAAGCAAACAAUUCAAAUUUCCUUUCGGUUUCAUCAUCUGAUUUGGUAAGCAAGUGGCUCGGUGAAUCUGAGAAACUUGUUAAAAAUUUAUUCGAACUAGCAAGACAGCGUAAACCAAGUAUUAUAUUUAUUGAUGAAGUUGAUUCACUUUGUUCAUCGCGUUCAGAUAAUGAAUCUGAGUCAGCACGACGAAUUAAAACUGAAUUUUUGGUUCAAAUGCAAGGUGUUGGAAAUGACAAUGAUGGAAUACUAGUUUUGGGAGCUACAAAUAUCCCAUGGGUCUUAGAUGCCGCUAUCAGAAGACGAUUUGAGAAGCGAAUAUACAUAAGCUUACCCGAAGAGCACGCUCGCGCAACUAUGUUCAAACUUCACUUGGGAGACACCCCACACACUCUUACAGAGGACGAUUUCAAGCAGCUAGCAUCUCUCACAGAAGGUUACUCCGGUGCUGACAUCGGAAUAAUCGUAAGAGAUGCUCUAAUGCAACCAGUGAGACUCGUUCAAACUGCAACACACUUUAAACACGUAAGAGGUCCCUCGCCCAAAGAUCGCAAUGUUAUUGUCGAUGACUUGCUUACCCCCUGCUCGCCUGGAGAUCCUGAUGCUAUUGAGAUGAACUGGCUUGAAGUAGAGAGCGAUAAGCUUUGUGAGCCUUUGGUCACAAUGAAAUAUAUGCUUAAGUCUCUAUCAACAACCCGUCCGACAGUCAACGAAGAAGAUAUGGUGAAGUUAGAGAAAUUCAAAGAAGAUUUUGGACAGGAAGGAUAAAAUGAAUAUUUAUUAGACCACUAUGAGGUACUACAUCCUUGCCUUAAUGCUUACACUAAAAGCCGCGUUUUAAAAUCAAUAAAUUAAAUACUUUGUCCAUAAAAUAUGAUAAUUUUAUUUUUUCUACUGUAUUUAACAGCUGGACAUCUCAAUUCAGAUUUAGUGUUUUUAUUACUUUCAUUUAUUUAUAAAUUUUUUUAAUUUUAAGUAUAAUUACAAUAAUGAAUUUAAAAUAGUAAUUUUUAUUGAUUGUACGAUACACUAAUCCAGAAAUGUAAGUAAAUGUAAUAUUAAUUAUAAUAACCAUAAUAUAAUAAUGAUUAAAUAGAUUUAGUGGUUAAUUGACACUUUACCACUUAGUUAUAGUUAUUAUACUAACGGAUUAAAAAAAAUGAAAUGAUUGUAAUGAAAACUUUAUUCUAUUAUACACAACGUCUACCGAAAACAACUAGAGUUAAUUGUUUAAUAUUAAUUAAAUAACUGCUUAUAAAUAAUCUCUAACACAUUGUACACUUUACAUUCAAAAAAUAAAUAUUAGCUUAUGUAAAUUAUUUUAUGAGUAAAUAAAAAUGUUAAACACAAAAA
This is a messenger RNA of Cotesia glomerata, 2209 nucleotides long. RefSeq names its product vacuolar protein sorting-associated protein 4 (gene Vps4). Gene Ontology annotation, biological process: endosomal transport; vacuole organization. Bases 302 to 1624 code for a protein of 440 amino acids. The transcript has 7 exons. NCBI's taxonomy places the organism in Eukaryota, Metazoa, Arthropoda, Insecta, Hymenoptera, Braconidae. The record is from RefSeq and is a predicted model, not a curated record. Gene Ontology annotation, molecular function: ATP binding; ATP hydrolysis activity.